This is a messenger RNA of Naumovozyma dairenensis CBS 421, 2121 nucleotides long. RefSeq names its product auxilin-like protein SWA2 (gene SWA2). NCBI's taxonomy places the organism in Eukaryota, Fungi, Ascomycota, Saccharomycetes, Saccharomycetales, Saccharomycetaceae. Gene Ontology annotation, cellular component: mitochondrion; cytosol. The coding region runs from base 1 to 2121 and encodes 706 amino acids. The transcript has a single exon. The record is from RefSeq and is a predicted model, not a curated record. Gene Ontology annotation, molecular function: heat shock protein binding.
AUGUCUGAUCCAUUUGCUUCACUUCUGACCUCUUUCAAAAAUGGUCAAAAUACAACUAAUAAUAAUACUACCACUGAUACUGAUACUAAGAAAUUAUCCGCUACGACGCCGUCACAGUCCUCAAUACAAUUCAAUUUGAAUAAAGCAUCCACUCCAUCAUUAGAUACAUUUGCUCUCGCUCCACUAAUACCUUCAUCUAGGGAUGCUUCCAAAUCUAACUCAAGAGUGACAUCACCGCCAUUAAUUGAAGAUGACUUCUCAGAUUUAUUCAAUUCAAAUGAACAAAAAAAUAUAACAUCUCCUCCUGCUCCAAAAAAAGAUGAUAUCGAUUCUGCAUUCGAUAUAUUUACCAGUACACCUCCCCUUGAACAGCAACAACAACAACACGGACUAGUUACAGAACAUGAAAAAGAUUAUGAAGAAGAAAUAAUAGUAGAUGAAGUUAAAGAUAUGGAAGUGGCAAGGUUAAUGUCAUUGGGACUAUCCAUAGAUCAAGCAAAUAAAUAUUACGAUAAAGGUAUACUAUAUGAAGAUAUAAUACGGAAACAAAGAGAAAAGAAAUUGAAACAACAAUCACCUCGAAAUAAAAAUAAUGCACAAGAUAAGAAUAAUACGCAAAAAUAUAGUGAUCUCUUUGAUAAUACGUAUGCCAAUAAAAGAUUCAAUGAAUCUCAAAAUAAUACGGGGAACCUUUUCUCAAUGGCUACUGAUAUCUUAUAUAAGGGGAAAGAAUUAGUGGAUCAAUUAACCGCUUAUCCAGAAGAAAAUAAUAGAUUGUAUAAAUAUAGAGAACCAAUUGAUAAUGAAGAAAACCCAUUCCUUCAAGAAGGAUCACGUUCACCUGCAUCUGCUCGUUCACCUUCACUUUCCGGUUCACACGUAGCGUCAGCAUCAGCCAAACCUAGCUCUAAACCUUCUUAUGUUGAACGAAACAGCCUAAAAUAUGAAGACAAUAACACUACAUUGAUUGAUGAUUUUGACUAUAAAUUGACAAUUAAUUCGAAGGAACCUUCUAUGGCAAAGAAUAUCCCUCCAUCAAUCACACCAGACACAACAGAAACGAACAAUAAUAAUGCUCUAUUAGACUUUGACGGUUUGUCAACAGUAACGGCACCCGGUUCCUCAAACAUAUCUGUAAAUAAAAAGAAUACAUCAUCUUCAUCCGCAACAUCACCAUCGCCAUCCCCAGCAUCUAUAACAAUAGCUACCGUUCCAAUAUCACAUAUUGAAUUAUCAGGCCAUAUAGAAUUCAAAACAAGGGGUUCAGAACUAUUUAAAAAUGGUGAUUACGUAUCUGCAUUACAAGAAUAUGAAAAAUCAUUGAAUACCUUACCACAAUAUCAUCCUCUUCGUAUCAUUUCAUAUUCUAACAUAAUUGCCACACAAUUAAAAAUUGGUGAAUAUUCAAAAUCAAUUGAAGAUUGUAAAAUUGCAUUAUCAUUAUUCCCCAAAGGCAAGGUUACAUCUGCAUGGAAUCAAAUCAUACCCGAUAGUACUCCACAAAGAUCAUUCAAAGAUAUUUGGUCGAAAUUAAUAAUGAGACAAGCUGAAUCUUAUGAACAUUUAGAAAAUUAUAAAUUAGCAUUAGAUUCUUAUCAAAAAUUAAUUGAAAAUGGUUUCACUAAUAGUAAGAUAAUGGACGGUAAAAGAAGAUGUCAAAAAAUAUUAAAUCCACCUCCACCACCACAAACUUCCAAAAGCCCUACACCAACUCCAGUGUCUAUCCUCAAACAUAAAGAGAAAGAUACCACAACAGCGUCCGUCCAAAGACUUCAAGAUGAAAACGCUAAGUCUAGAGAAAUUGAAAAUCAAAAAGUCGCAUUAUACGAUAAAGUGGAAUCUAAAAUCAAUGCAUGGAAAUUAGAUAAAGACACAGAUAUUCGUCAUUUAUUAUCAAAUUUAUCCACUGUAUUAACAUGGUGUGAUUGGCCGUCCAUCUCACAGGCUGAUCUUGUAAUGCCUAAAAAGGUAAAGAUUACUUAUUUGAAAGCAAUAACGAAGACUCAUCCUGAUAAGAUUCCUGAAUCGUUGGAUUUGGAAAAUAAGAUGAUCGCAGAGAAUGUGUUUAGUAUUUUGAGUUUGGCUUGGGAUAAGUUUAAAUUGGACAACAACAUGAAUUGA